GAGGGGUGAGUACCAUGGAGACAGGUGAGAGCAGCAGUAGGUGCCAGUUUCUGGAGUUGCCCUGGGAGGAUGUUCUGGUUCCCCACGUCCUCUGCCACCUGCCCCUGGGCCAACUAGUCUGCCUGCAGCGUGUCAGCAAACAGUUUCACACUUUGAUUCAGGUCUACCUGGCAAACUGUCACAGUCUGGACACCUCCCAGUUCGGGGCUGCCAUUCCUCAACAUGCAUUCUGCCGAAUACUGAAAGAUAACACAGUGCUGCACCACUUGAUUGUUCACAGCUGCUCUGAUUGGCUAACAGACCUCGAGCUCUUGCCAGUGAUUGGUCAGAAUCAUCAUUUGGAGAAGGUUGAUGUGACGGGAUGCCGUGGCUUGAGCAGGCGGACACUAGUGGCCUUGUCGCUAAGUUGCCCCAACUUGCAGUAUCUUUCUCUGAGGCAGUGUGACUGGGUGGAUCCUCUCUCCCUGCGAAGUCUGGCUGAUCGUUGCAGUCGACUUGUGUCGAUUGAUCUUACUGCUUGUAAGCAACUGAAUGAUGAAGCAGUCUGCUACCUAGUGCGUAAGUGUCCAAAGAUCAAGUCACUCUCCCUGGCAGUCAACGCAAACCUCAGUGAUAGCUCUGUGCAAGAAGUAGCCAAACUAUGCACUGAGCUCGAACAUCUGGAUUUGACUGGCUGUCUCCGCCUCAAGAAUGAAUGUAUAAGGACUGUUGCAGAGUAUUGCACGAAACUCAACUCGCUAAAAGUGAAGCACUGUCAUAACAUCACUGAAGGAAGCUUAGAAGUUUUGCGUAAGAAGGGAGUAGACAUUGACGUACAGCCUCCCUUCCAACGGGCACUGGUACUUCUGCAGGAUGUUGUGGGCUUUGCACCAUAUAUCAAUCUCCAGAUUUGAAUAGAAGUAUUGUGGAAAACCAGCUAUCCAUAGCCCUGACACAAUUGCACUCCAUUUUUGUGGUAAUGUAAACUUAGAUUAAAAUAGGUUGUAUAAUAUUCCGUGAGUGUCUUGCUGCUCCUUUGUCAAACUUUCGGUACUUCCAAUUUUGUUUCUCAGAUGAAAUGAGUUAAAACCUGUAAUAUUGUGCAUGAAAAUAGAUUUUAUUCUGGCUUGCCACUUCAUUGAAUUACCACUGCUAAUUCAUUGUUAUUUUUUUUUUUGAUUGUGUGAAGUGAGGAGAAUGCUCAUAUUUGCUGCACCAGAGCAGAAUUCUUCAAGUGUUGAUGUUGGCAGUGAAUUGCCAAUGGCACAGGGAAGCAGUAAAUGGAAACCCCAUCAACCAAUGAGAGAAAUUGAGGGGAGAUAACAUUGUUAAAUGAUAAAGGUUAUCAAAUGAUACCUUGAUAAUAUCAAGGUUUGGAAUUGAGCUGAAACUCCAGUCAUCACCAGAGAGUAAUAUGGUGUCUUUUUAGCUUCUUGAAUACAUUCAAAAUUUAUGUCACCAACAGCUUCCCUUACCUUUCCUUAUUUUGUAUGACUACAACUCUUAAAAGUCUGCAAUUGCUGAUGCUUUGUAGUAUCCUGGCAAAGCUGCUAUGUACCUUAUUGCACAUGACCCCUCUGCGUUGGCCCUAAAAUAACAGUUGACAAGUUCCAACCAACUCUUCAUAUAAUCUUAGUGUAUGUACCUGCCAUUUGGAAUAGAUAAAGGAUUCAUUUGAACUCAUUCCCCACAAUACUACAGUUUCUUGUAGUUGAUAUAUCCAAAUUCAUUUUGUGAAUUAUUGAAAUGGCUUUCAAUACUCUUUCACAUAAAACAAAUCUAGUUCAUAAUUUCCUUUAGGCUUCUUUUAAUCUCUGUUGGUUCUUUUUAAUUUUGUAGUUCUGGAUACUGAUAAUCUUGCUGGUGGAAAGUGUUUCUUCUAACUUUGAACACCUCUAUUAAAUUUCCUUUUAUCCUAUGUCUGAGGGGAAAAUUCCAACAUCUCAAUAAAAGAAUUGCUGGAAAUCUGAAAUCUUAACAUUUCAUCCUCUUUGGAUCACUGAUGUCCCUUAUACUUGUCUGGUAAAUUGCUCUGCUGUCUCUAACAGUACUCUGAUGCUUGUAUGGCUGGCUUACAUUGCUAUUUUCAAUCUUUACCUAACAAUGUUAUUACAUUGCCACUUCAGGAUUGAAAUGCAGAGGUCAGCUUUUCUAAUGAUCUUUUGAUGGCCCCUUGAUUCAAAAUGAGCCAUUUUCCAGCACCUAAAUACAUAUGGCUGAAAUGAUUUUAAGGGGUGAUGAUUUAAGGGGUAUUUCAGUAAAGAGUUAAACUGAAUCAAGUGGACGUUAGUAAUUCACUAGCAGUAUUCAAGAGAGUAACUUAUUCUCUAAACAAGCACAUUAACUUGUCAGUACUUGAUGCGCACAAAUCACAUGCUUUUUGACCACAUGGCAGUAAGAACAAAGCAGUUAUUUGAUCCCUCAACCUUGUUCCACUAUUGUGCAGAGCUGAUCCUCAAUCUCAUUUACUCUCCCUUCUAAUCUGCAUAUCCCUUGAUUAUUUUGACUCCGUGGGUAUACUGAUCUCAGUCUUGGGUAAGUUUAGUGCCUGAGUAAGUGGAGUGCUCUCCAGCAGUGAAUUUCAAAGGUUCAUAAUCCCUAGUGAAGAAAUUUCUAAGUGUCUCAGUCUAGAUGGCUGACUAGUUAUUCUGAGUCAAUGAUCCCAGGUUCUAAAUACCCUAGCUAGAGGAAACACCUUAGGAUCUAGUGUUAAAUCAUCUGUUUCAUUAAGAAUUUUUUGGAUUUGCCUGUGGCUUCACAAUGCUCAAUAUUUCCUCGUAAGAAAAUUUGCUCAACCCUGGACUGAAAUAAUUAAACCAUUGUUCUACAAUUUCUCAGGCAAGUUUGUCCUUGUGCUCUAGGUCUUAAAAAUGACACAAUCUUACUAAAAGCUUAGUUGCUUUAAAAUGUUGUUACUCGUACAAUAAAGAUUAAUGUGCCAUUUUUUCUUCCAAUAGCUCUUGCGUGUUAGUUACAUAUAUUGUACAUUUGUACUCAGGUUUAGUAUCACUGGCAUAUGUCAUAAAAUUUGUUGUUUUGUGGCAGCAAAACAUUACAAUAUAUAUAUUAUAACUUGUAUAUAAUAACAUAAAAAUGUAUUUAAAAAAGAAGUGCAGAACAAGAGCAAAAAUAAAUAGUGGGGCAGUGUACAUGGGUUCAUUGUCCAUUCAGAAGUCUGGUGGCAGAGGGAAAGAAGUUGUUCCUGAAAUGUUAUGUGUGUGCCUUCAGGCUUCUCCUUGAUGUUUGCAAUGAGAAGAGGGCAUGUCCUAGGUGAUGGGGAUUCUUAAUGAUGGAUGCUGCCUUUUUGAGGCACUGCAUUUUGAAGAUGACCUGGAGGCUAGAGCUCAUGAAGCUCAUGAUUUCAGCUUUUUGCAGUUUUUUCUGAACCUGUGCAGUGACCCCUCCAUAGCAGACAAUAAUGCAACCAGUUAGAAUGCUCUCCAUGGUAUAUCUGUAGAAAUUUGCAAGAGUCUUUGGUGAAAUACCCGUUCUCUUCAAACUCUUAAUGUAAUGUAGCCACAGUUGUGUCUCUUUUGUAAUUGCAUCAAUAUAUUGGGCCCAGGAUAGGUUCUGAGAUGUUGACACUCAGGAACUUGAAACUGCUCACCCUUUCCACUGCUGAUCCCUCAAUGAGAACUGCUGUGUUCCCUCAACUUCCCUUCCUGAACUCCACAAUCAAUUCUUUAAUCUUACUGCUGUUUAGUGCAAGGUUGUUGUUGCAGCUCCACUCAACCUGGUGAUCUAUCUCACUCCUGUACCUCUUCUCGUCGCCAUCUGAAAUUCUGCCAAUAGCUGUGUCAUCAGCAAAUUUUUAGAAGGCAUUUGAGCUGCGUCUAGACACACAAUUGUGGGUGUAGAGUAGAGCAGUGGGCUAAGCACAUAUCCUUGAGGUGCACCAGUGUUGAUUGUCAGCAAGGACGAGGUGUUAUUUCUGAUCUGCACAGACUGUAGACUUCCAAUGAGGAAGUCAAGGAUCCAGUUGCAAAGGGAAGUACAGUACAGAGGCCUAGGUUUUGCAGUUUGAUGAUUAGAACUGAGGGUAUGAUUGUGUUGAAUGCUGAGCUGUGAUCAAUAAACAACAGCCUCACAUAGGUAUUGUUAUUGUCUCUGUGAUCCAAGGCCGAGUGAGAGCCAGUGAGAUUGCAUCUACUGCAAACCUAUUGUGGUGACAGGCAAAUUGCAGCAGGUCCAGAUCUUUCCUCGGGCAGGAAUUGAUGCUGGCCAUGACCAACCUCUGAAAGCACUUCAUCACAGUUGAUGUGAGUGCAGCUUGGUGAUAGUCAUUGAGGCAGUUCACCUUGCUAUUCCUGGGCACUGGUAUGAUCGUUGCCCUUUUGAAGUUGGUGGGAACCUCUGACUGCAGCAGGGGGAGAUUGAAGAUUAUUUCCCUUGAUCAUACCUCCUUAGUUCAAGGAGUAUUUACUGAAGGUUCUGGAUAGGUUUGUCCCAUUGAGGCAGGGAAAGGAUGGUAGGGUGAGGGAACCAUGGUUGACAAAGACGUGGAACACCUAGUCAAGAGGAGGAAGGAAGAUUUCUUUAGGUUUAGGAAGCAAGGAUCAAACAGGGCUCAAAGGAAUUACAGGGUAGCUGGGAAGGAGCUCAAGAGUGGACAGAGCUAGAAAGGGGCAUGAGAAGGCCUCUAAGGAAAAGAACAAAGCAUUCUACACAUAGGUGAAGAACAGAAGGAUGGGCAGAGGGAAAUGUGCCUGGAGGAGGUAGGUGAGUUCCUUAAUUAAUACUUCAGUAUUCACCAGUGAGAGGGACCUUGACAAUUAUGAGGUCAUGGUAAAACAAGCUUAUAUGGUUGAACAUGUUGAUGUUAAGAAAGAAUGUGCUAGAACUUUUGAAAAACAUCAAACUAGAUGAGUCCCUAGGGCUGGGUGUAUACCGCAGGUUACUGUGGGAAGUGAGGGAAGAGAUUGCUGCUCCCUUAGUGGUGAUCUUUGUGUUUCAUUGGCCACAGGAGUAGGGUGGCAACUGUUAUUCCUUUGUUCAAGAAAGGGAGCAGGGGUAGCCCUGGAAUUAAGGACAAGUAAGUCUUUCUUCAGUGGAGGGCAAAUUAUCGGAGGAUUCUUAAAAGCAGGAUUUAUGACUAUUUGGAGAAGCGUAGUCUGUUUAGGGAUAAUCAGCAUGGCUUUGUGAGGGGCAGGUCAUGCCUCACAUGCUUGAUUGAAUUCUUUGAGAAUGUGGCAAAGCACAUUCAUGAAGGUAGAGCAGUGGAUGUGGCAUAUAUGGGUUUUAGUAAGGUGUUUGAUAAGGUUCUCUGUGGUAGGCUCAUUCAGGAAGCAUGGAAUCCAGAGAAACUUGACUGUGUGGAUAUAGUAUCUAGCUUGCCUGUAGAAGGCAGAUGGAGAUUAUUCAGCCUGGAGGUCAGUGACCAGUGGUGUUCUGCAGGAAUCUGUUCUGGGAUCCCUGCACUUUGAGAUCUUUAUAACUAACUUAGAUGAGGAAGCAAGCUAGGGUUUAUCUCUUCAGAGUGAAGGAUGAUGAGUGACUUAUAUUGAAUUGACUUUAUUUCUUACAUCUUUCACAUACAUGAGUAAAAAUCCUUAUGUUACAUUUCUGACUAAAUGUUCAAUCAUAGUAAUUUAUAAUAAAUUGACUGUUCUAUCUAACAUUGAAAUACACUCAAAUCUGCUUGAGUUAAUCAGUCUGAUGGCCUGGUGGAAGAAGCUGUCCUGGAGCCUGUUGGUCCAGGCUUUUAUGUUGUAAUACUGUUUAGACAAUAAGACAUAGGAGCAGAAUUAGACCAUCUAGCCCAUCGAGUCUGCUCUGCCAUUCAAUCAUGGCUGAUCCUUUUCUGUAUCUCCUCCUCAACCCCAGUUCCUGGCCUUCUCCCUCUAACUUUUGAUGCUAUAUCCAGUCAAGAACCUAUCAAUCUCUGCCUUAAAUAUACCCAACCACCUGGCCUCCACAGCUGCAUGUGGCAACAAAUUCCACAAAUUCACCACCCUUUGGCUAAAGAGAUUUCUCUGCAUCUCUGUUUUGAAAGUGUGUCCCUCUAUCCUGAGGCUGUGCCCUCUUACCCUAGACUCUCCCACCAUGGGAAACAUCCUUUCCAUAUCUACUCUGUCUAGGCCUUUCAACGUUCAAAUGGUUUCAAUGAGACCCCCCCCCCCCCCCAAUCCUUCUGAAUUCCAGCAAGUACAGACCCAGAGCCAUCAAAUGUUCCUCGUAUGAUAACCCUUUCAUUCCUGGAAUCAUCCUUGUGAACCUCCUCUGGACCCUCUCCAACGCCAGCACGUCUUUUCUAGCACAUCCAUUCACGGUACUCAAGCUGAGGCCUCAUCAGUGCAUCACAUCCUUGCUUUUGUACUCUAGACCUCUUGAAAUGAAUACUAACAUGACAUUUGCCUUCCUCACCACAGACUCAACCUGCAAGUUAACCUUCAGGGUGUUCGCACAAGGUCUCCCAAGUCCCUCUGCAUCUCAGAUUUCUGGAUUUUCUCCCAGUUUAGAAAAUAGUCUGCACCUUUACUUCUACUACCAAGUGCAUGACCAUGCAUUUUCCCACAUUGUAUUUCAUUUGCCACUUUCUUGACAAUUCUAACCUAAGUCUUUCUGUAUCCUACCUGUUUCCUCAACACUACCUUCCCCUCCACCAAUAUUUGUAUCAUCUGCAAACUUGGCAAGAAAGCCAUCUAUUCCAUAUCUAAAUCACUUAUAUACAGCAUAAAAGAAGUGCUCCCAACACCUACCCCUGCUGAGCACCACUAGUCACAGAAAAGGAUCCUUUUAUUCCCACUCGCUGCCUCCUACCAAUCAGCCAAUUCUUUAACUAUGUUAGCAACUUUCCUGGAAUACCAUGGGCUCUUAACUUGGUAAGCAUUCUCAUGUGUGGCACCUUGUCAAAGGCCUUCUGAAAGUUCAAAUACACAACAUCCACUGUAUCUAUGCUACUUGUAAUCUCUUCAAAGAAUUCCAACAGGCUUGUCAGGCAGGAUUUUCCCUGAAGGAAGCCAUGCUGACUUUGCUAUGUAAUCCCAUCACCUCAUCCUUAAUAAGUGACUCUAACAUCUUCCCAACCACUGAGGUCAGGCUAACUGAUCUAUAAUUUCCUGUUUCCCGGAUGGUAGCAGCUGGAAUAGACUGGGGUUAGGGUGACUUGGGUCCCCAAUAAUCCUUUGGGCCCUUUUUUCACCCGUCUUUGUAAAUGCCCUGAAUCUUGGGAAGUUCACAACUACAGAUGUGCUUGACAUCUCUCUUGGCAGAAUCCUGUGAUUAAGGGAGGUACAGUUCCCAUACCAGGCAAUGAUGCAGCCAGUCAGGAUGCUCUCAAUUGUGCUCCUGUAGAAAGUUCUUAGGAUUUGGGGGCCCAUACCAAACUUCCUCAAUCGUCUGAGGUGAAAGAGGCGCUGUUGUACUUUUUUCACCACACAGCUGGUGUGUACAGACCACGUGAGGUCCUUGGUGAUGUGGAUGUUGAGGAACUUGAAGCUGUUUACCCUCUCAACCCCAUCUCCAUUGAUGUCUAUAGGGGUUAGCCCGUCUCCAUUCCUGCUGUAAUCCACAACCAGCUGCUGUUUUUGCAACAUUGAGGAGAGGUAGUUUUCUUGACACCACUGUGUCAGAGAGAUGACUUCUUCCCUGUAGACUAGCUUGUUAUUGAGAUUAGGCCGGUCAAUGUAGUGCCAUUAGCAAAUGGCAAAUUAGCAAAAGGACUUGCUACACAGCCCUAAGGGGGCUCCUGUGUUGUAUAAGAGGUAUAGAUAGAAUGGGCAGUCAGAGACUUUUUGCCAGGGCAAAAAUGGUUAAUAUAAGGGGUAUAAUUUUGAGAUGAACUGAGCAAAGUACAGAGGGGGGUGUCAGAGGUAAGUUCUUUACACAGAAUACUAGGUGCAUGGAAUGCACUGCUGGAGGUGGUGGUAGAGGCAGGUACAUUCGGGUCAUUUUUUACACUUAAAUAAGCAAACAGAUAGAAAAAUGGGGGUUAUGUGUGAGGGAAGGGUUAGAUUGAUCUUAUGCCUUUCAGCUUACUCCAAAAUCAAUCUAACCCUUCCCUUCCACAUAACCCCCCAUAUCAAGUUCUAUGAUAAGAUGAGCAACUGAAACUAAAAGUCAUUGUGGUUAAUUUUGAGCAUACAUGAUAUAGGAUUGAGUUAUAUCAAAUAACUACUGGGUAGGCAAGCACAAAAGUGCUGAAUAGAAGAAACACUGGAGAAAUACAGUGAUGUAUUCAGGGAGAGUAAAGGUGAGGGGAUACACAAUGUGGUAGGGUACUACAUGAAGAGGGGCUAAAUGAAUAAAUGAAGGGCACAUUCUACAAACUGAAAAAUGGGAAAUAUCUAAAUAACCCUCUAGGCUGGUACUGACACAAUUUCUUCAGGCAAUCUUCCACAAUUCUAGGAGGCCACUACAGGCAGUGUCAUUCAGCCCAGAUAUUUUCAGCCGAUCAAUUACCUUUAUAUGUCAGAAAACUUCAUGUUUCAUUGUUUUGCAACCCAUGGGUAAAAGAAACAGAAGCCAAAAUGUUUAUUCAUGGAAUGAAGUUUGUCAGAUAGCUAUUUAAAGUAUCUAAACUGGGAGUAUAAUAACUUAUUUAUAGAGCACUUUUCAUAUAGAUAAUAUAGUUCAAAGUGCUUUAUAAUGGGAUAAAGUGCAAACAUGAAAAUAAAAUAAAAGUCAAAAAGAUUAAGUAAACAGGUUUUGAGCUGGUGUUUAAAAGUGUCAACUGAGUCUGCAUUCCUUAUGGUUUGAGGUAUUGAGUUCCACAGUUUGGGAGCAUAGUUCAAAAAAAAAGCUGACCUGCUCAUUGUCUUUUGAGGGAGAUUGUUUAGAUUUAAGAUUUCGGCAGAAAAAGACUCGGGAGCUCGAACAGGAUUAUAAAAUGAAAGUAAUUCUGUGAUGUAUUCCGGUCCUAGACAAGUAAAAGCUUUAAAAACAAGAGUAUUUUAAAAUUAAUUCAAAAAGAUGCAGCAAGCCAAUGCAGAGUAGCUAGGAUGGGAAUGAUACAUUUCCUCCUCUUGGAUUUAGUUACUGAGUUGAAGUUUGUCAAUAGAUUGCUGUGGCAGAUUGCAGAAAUCCGCCCAAUAUAUCACUGACACAUCCCUCCCCUCCAUUGAAGUUAUCUGCAGGAAGUGCUGCCUGAUAAUGCAAAAUCUGUCAUCAGAGAUGCCCACCAUUCAGGCAGGCCACACAUAAUCAUUUCACAGUUAAAUCAUCAGGCAGGAGGUAUAGAAGCCUUAAGUCCCACACCACCAGGUUUGAGAACAAAUACUUUCCUUAAACCAUUCAGUUCUUGAACCAACUGGAAAACCUUAAUCACUACAAUUUAUCAACACUAUGGCCAUUUUUGCAUGGAAAUUAAGUUUGUUAUUAAUUGUAUUUUUCUUGUAAAAGUGCAUAUAAUUUGUUUGAUUUGCUUAUGUGAUGCUAUGUGCCUGUGAUGUAGCUGCAAAUAAAUUUUUCAGUGCACUGGUGCAUUUAUGUACUUCUGCACGUGACAAUAAAUUCAACUUUGA
Hypanus sabinus (Atlantic stingray) is the source of this 9440-nucleotide messenger RNA. RefSeq names its product F-box and leucine-rich repeat protein 15 (gene fbxl15). The record is from RefSeq and is a predicted model, not a curated record. Bases 15 to 893 code for a protein of 292 amino acids. Lineage: Eukaryota; Metazoa; Chordata; Chondrichthyes; Myliobatiformes; Dasyatidae. Gene Ontology annotation, molecular function: protein binding. The transcript is spliced from 4 exons.